Trichomonas vaginalis G3 is the source of this 1539-nucleotide messenger RNA. Its product is annotated as keratin-associated protein family. The record is from RefSeq and is a predicted model, not a curated record. Lineage: Eukaryota; Parabasalia; Trichomonadida; Trichomonadidae. The transcript has a single exon. The annotation marks the transcript as partial.
AUGGACGUACAUGAUGGAAGCAUAAGGAACUUACUUAAUGCUAACAAUAACUUACCAGGAACUAUUAAAGCAUUUAUAAAGUCCUUUGUAAAACCCGGUGCUCUAACAUUUAGGUCUUUGAGAGCAAGAGCAUUGAAGUCAAGAGAUGCAGAAACUCCAACAGAACCUACAGAAGGAACUGAAACAACAGAAACUCCAAAAGAACCACCAAAACCAACAGCUAAUGAAAUAUUGUUCGAAUAUUUUCCAAGGUACUCUGUUCUCAUUGCAUACAUUCAAGAAAUACUUAAGAAAGCAGACUUGACUUUAGGAGAUGAUGAAAGUUCUGUAUAUCUUUCGUUCCAGUUUCAAAUAGCAGAACUUUUGAGACAGAUAUGCUUAAUGUAUGACAACAUCUCUGAUUUCACAAGAUAUGAUGACGACCAUGACCCCGAACAUGGUGAAGAAGAAGUUUUACAAACAUCCAUUAAGACAGGAAAGGUUUUAACUCAAAGUCUCAUUAUUGACACCAAAGAUGGCGAAGUGGACGUUCUUCAAGAGCUGAAGAAAAAUACUUCUUCGGGAGGUGGUGGUAGGCAUGAACUUGAAAUAAAUGAGAUAGAAGAGAAAUUAGCCGAAAAAGCAGAUAAAGAACAUAAACACAAUAUCUCCGAUAUAAAUGAACUUCAAGCUACAUUAAAUAGUAAAGCGGACAAAAAUGAACUUGACGCAAUGAACAAAGUUUUGAAAUCUCAUAAACACAACAUCUCCGAUAUAAAUGAACUUCAAGCUACAUUAAAUAGUAAAGCGGACAAGAACCAUGUUCAUUAUAUAAGUUCAGAUGAACAGAUUAUAACGGACUAUCAUGGAUAUUUAACACAGGAUGAAGAAGUGAAGACGAAAAAUGUUAAUGAAAGAAGAUAUAAAUUCAUUCGUGCUAAAGGUUAUGACAUACACUGUACUGUACAGUAUGACACAGGUAUAGCACCACAAACAUUUGGUUAUAACGCUGAAAUUUAUGCUUCAUACUUCUUUGUUAACGGUGUAUUAGUUGAACCAAGAUUUAUGUUAAGAGUUAAGGCAAAAAUAACUUUUGAAGAUGCUAUUAAAAGUAAAGCUGACAAAAAUGAACUUGACGCAACGAACAAAGUUUUGAAAUCUCAUAAACACAAUAUCUCCGAUAUAAAUGAACUUCAAACUUCUUUAGACAGUAAAGCAGACAAAAACCAUACACAUAAAUCCUUCACUACUGUUAGAGCAGACGACAUAAUAUUGAACUUUGACCUUGGUUCAAGUGCACCUUUAGAGAAUCCAAGUACAAGCGUAAAAGAUACACUAAACUCCUUAAAUAACAGUUGCAGGAAUAUCGAAGAUCAUGCCAGAAACUUUGAAGCAUAUGAACUACCAACAAUGUUAGAUAAGAAAGCAGACAAAGAACAUACACAUAAAUCCUUCACUACUGUUAGAGCAGACGACAUAAUAUUGAACUUUGACCUUGGUUCAAGUGCACCAUUAGAAAAUCCAAGUACAAGCGUAAAAGAUACUCUUAACAAUUUAGAU